Amphimedon queenslandica is the source of this 5812-nucleotide messenger RNA. RefSeq lists its product as uncharacterized. Lineage: Eukaryota; Metazoa; Porifera; Demospongiae; Haplosclerida; Niphatidae. The record is from RefSeq and is a predicted model, not a curated record. Gene Ontology annotation, molecular function: protein binding. The transcript is spliced from 2 exons. The coding region runs from base 79 to 5562 and encodes 1827 amino acids.
GAUGAGUUGGUUGAGUUAUUGAGUAGCUCAAAGUUCACUGCUGGUACUUGGGAACAGUUUGUCUGUUGUCUUCCUAACAUGACACAAGAUAUCAUUACUGGAAUCAAAGAGAGAGGAUCAAUAGAAGAGGAUGUCAUGAGUACUGUAGCUCAACAUUGUCUUGAUUAUAAUCCUGAUAUAACAUGGUCAAUAAUCAGGACAUCACUUUUAAAUGCAAAUGAACACAUUUUGGCUCAGCAAAUUUUGACAGAUAGUAACAAGAAAGGACCUCAAGUAAAUGCCACUAAAACAGUUAAGGCUACAUUGAAACGUCAUUAUUCUUGUUUACUUCAUGCUACUAGAUGUUGCUUAAAUUCUGUUUCUGCAGAAUUUUAUUCUAAGGGUUUUAUUACCGAAGAUGUUAAAAGCUCACCUUCUUUUCAUGGAAUUGAAAAGGAAUUUAGAGAAUCGUUAUCUCUUUGCGAAGAAGAUAUGACCAAAUUAGAAGAAAACUGUCGUAAUUUCGUACAUUGCCUUGCCAAAGCAGGUGGUCCAGCUAAAAAUGCAGCCAUUGCACUAGCUGAAGAUUGGAAGAGUGAAGUAAUGAAUAAACAUAAUUUGAAAUGGUCUCUUAUAAUUGACAUCGAAACUUCCACUGAUUUAUCUAUUCCUCCAAAAAUUUUGCUGAGCAUUGAUGAUGAAAAACCUCAAGAACUGGAGUAUUUUUUUAAGGAAUUUCUUUCUUUGAUGCUUGAUAUUAGAAAGUACUACAACAAGCAUUAUAAUGUUAAAGAUAUUGCUGGCUUUGUAACCGACUAUUUAGAAAAGCGUCCUACUACAGAGCUUCUAACUAAUUGCAAAGAUAUUAAUAGCUUAUUUGAAUUAGUUAGACCUCAUUACAGUUUUUUUGAUUUUGAUUUACUUGAAUACCUUGCAAAACAAUUUCCUCUUAAAAAAGAUUGCAAAUUAGAGCUGAAGUUUAACAGUUAUGUACAGAAAUUACAACAAUUUAAAAACUCAACUUCAAUAGAACAAAUGAAAAAUGCAAUAAAGCUUGUACCUCUACCACAUGAAGCCUCACAAAUACAUUGUAAAAUUGUUAUUAAAUUGACUGGGAGCUGGGAAAAGAAAACAGUGGAAAAUCUUAAAAUCAUCAUUGAAUACCUUGAUGCUGAGCGUGCAAGACUGAUUGAAAUUGAUGAAGGAUCAAUUGUCGUUACAUUUCUGGCUUUUUCAAAAUCACAAUUUCUUAUUGACAAAGUACAGAAUAAAAGUCAAUUCAUCCAGUAUCUUGGUAUAUUUGAAAUAAUCAUUAAUGAUGAAGUUAUUAUUAAUGGAGAGGAAGAUGUCAACUUUACAUUUGAAGAAUCACUAUUACAUGCCAUCAAUCACAUUGACAGUGAUGCAGAAUAUGAGAGAGUGGCACUGCUUCUGAUAGAACUUAAAAUAAAACUAAAUUACCAGAACACUGAUGGCCAGACUGCACUAAUGUUAGCUAGUGAAGGUGGACAUAUUGAAAUUUUUAAGUCAUUACUACAAAGUGGUACCAAUCCAUUUGUACAGCUACAAGUCAACAAAGGAUACAUUGGAUUGAACUAUUUAGCAUGUACUGCUCUCUCUCAGCAUAUAUACAAAUCAAUUGGAGGAGAGAAAAUUAUACCACAAGAUGACACUUCAGUUGAAGAGAUGUUGGAAAUGGCUGUUAAAGAAAGAGGAGUGAGUAGUCAUUCUUAUGAGCCAUUCAUGCAUGUCGUUAAAAAUAAAAUAAAAUUUCAAUGGCUGCAAGAUUGUUUUUAUGCAUUAGACAGUAGUUUCCUUGAUGCUGCUACCAAUCUUUUGACCAGCAAAGCCUUAGUAACAGAAGCAAAACUAUACUUUCAAUCAUAUAUCAAAGAAGGUGCUACUUGUGAAAGUGCUCAUCAACUAGUGCAGUUGCUCCAGCCUCAUUACUCAUGUUUAAACAUUAACCUUCUCACAAUACCAUGUACUAUCACAGAACCUAUCAAGGAACAGGUAGAAGAAUACAAUACUAACCUGAAGAUGUUCAAAGAUACCACUAGCCUACUGGAGCUUGCAAUAAUGACUAGAGGAAUGCAAUAUCCUGAUGGUGUUGGCUGUUCAAAAUUGACCUUGAGAUUUAAUAAGCCGUGGUGCUCAAGGAGAAUUGCUGAAUUAAAUACAAUGGAAAAUUUUUUUUUAUUACCUAUUUCAUCCUUUCUAAUACUUCAAGAAGCACAUUGUAAUACCUCCAACCUUACAUGUACAUAUCUACUACCUCAAUUAAACAGUCAGAUAUCAAUUGAAGGAGUUUUUGAACAGAGGGAUUUUUUAUAUAAGAUUGGUGUAUUUGAAAUUAUGAUUGAUGAUAUUCCUAUCAUGAUGGAAGAUGAAAAUAAGUCAUUUACAUUUGAGGGGGUACUACAGGAAACGCAUCAAAGUAACAAUGUAAGUUUAGUGCUUUUCUUGUUGGAACUUCAUGUUAGUUUAUCUCUUAAAAAUGAUAGCACUGACUUCAUUAUUGCUAGUAAAAAAGGAGAUUUCUUGACUGUUCAAUCCAUAAUUAAUAAAAGACCAAAUUUUAGCUUUCAAAAUAAUGAUGGGUGGCUUGCUUUGAUGGCUGCUAGUACCAAUGGAUAUCACAAGGUAGUUGAACUCUUACUGAGUAAAGAUCCAGAUACUAACUUUCAAGAUAAUAAUGGAUGGACUGCUUUGAUGUCUGCUAGUUGCCAUGGACAUCACCAGGUUGUUGAACUCUUAUUGAGUAAAGAUCCAGAUAUUAACAUUCAAAAUAAUGAUGGAUGGGCUGCUUUAAUAUUAGCUAGUUGCCAUGGACAUCACCAGGUUGUUGAACUCUUAUUGAGUAAAGAUCCAGAUAUUAACAUUCAAAAUAAUGAUGGAUGGGCUGCUCUAAUAUUAGCUAGUUGCCAUGGACAUCACCAGGUUGUUGAACUCUUAUUGAGUAAAGAUCCAGAUAUUAACAUUCAAAAUAAUGAUGGAUGGGCUGCUCUAAUAUUAGCUAGUUGCCAUGGACAUCACCAGGUUGUUGAACUCUUAUUGAGUAAAGACCCAGAUAUCAACAUUCAAAAUAAAAAUGGAAUGACUGCUUUGAUGUCUGGUAGUGCCAAUGGACACCACCAGGUUGUCAAACUCUUAUUGAGUAAAGAUCCAGAUAUUAACAUUCAAAAUAACGAUGGAUGGGCUGCUCUAAUAUUAGCUAGUUGCCAUGGACAUCACCAGGUUGUUGAACUCUUAUUGAGUAAAGACCCAGAUAUCAACAUUAAAGAUAAAAAUGGAAUGACUGCUUUGAUGUCAGGUAGUGCCAAUGGACACCACCAGGUUGUCAAACUCUUACUGAGUAAAGAUCCAGAUAUUAACAUUCAAAAUAAUGAUGGAUGUACUACUUUGAUGAUUGCUAGUGACAAUGGAUAUCACCAAGUUGUUGAACUAUUACUGAGUAAAAACCCAGAUAUUAAGAUUCAAGAUAAUAAUAGAUGGACUGCUUUGAUGGUUGCUAGUGGCAAUGGACAUCACCAGGUUGUUGAGCUACUACUGAGUAAAGACCCAGAUAUCAACAUUCAAGAUAAAAAUGGAGGGACUGCUUUGAUGUCUGGUAGUGCCAAUGGACACCACCAAGUUGUCAAACUCUUACUGAGUAAAGAUCCAGAUACUAACAUUCAAAAUAAUGAUGGAUGGGCUGCUCUAAUAUUAGCUAGUUGCCAUGGACAUCACCAGGUUGUUGAACUCUUAUUGAGUAAAGACCCAGAUAUCAACAUUCAAGAUAAAAAUGGAAUGACUGCUUUGAUGUCUGGUAGUGCCAAUGGACACCACCAGGUUGUCAAACUCUUACUGAGUAAAGAUCCAGAUAUUAACAUUCAAAAUAAUGAUGGAUGUACUACUUUGAUGAUUGCUAGUGACAAUGGAUAUCACCAAGUUGUUGAACUAUUACUGAGUAAAAACCCUGAUAUUAAGAUUCAAGAUAAUAAUGGAUGGACUGCUUUGAUGGUUGCUAGUGGUAAUGGACAUCACCAGGUUGUUGAACUAUUGCUGAGUAAAAAUCCAGAUAUCAACAUUCAAGAUAAAAAUGGAGGGACUGCUUUGAUGUCUGGUAGUGCCAAUGGACACCAUCAGGUUGUCAAACUCUUAUUGGGUAAAUAUCCAGACAUUAACAUGCAAAAUAAUGAUGGAUGUACAACUUUGAUGAUUGCUAGUAACAAUGGACAUCACCAAGUUGUUGAACUAUUACUGAGUAAAAAUCCAGAUAUUAACAUUCAAGAUAAUAAUGGAUGGACUGCUUUGAUGGUUGCUAGCGGGAAAGGAUAUCACAAGGUUGUUGAACUAUUACUGAGUAAAAACCCAUAUAUUAACAUUCAAGAUAAUAAUGGAUGGACUGCUUUGAUGGCUGCUAGUUGCAAUGGACAUCUCCAGGUUGUUGAACUAUUAUUGAGUAAAGAUUCAGAUAUUAACAUUCAAGGCAUAGUCGGAUGGACUGCUUUGAUGUAUGCCAUUCACCAUGGACAUCACCAGGUUGUUGAACUAUUACUGAGUAAAGAUGCAGAUAUUAACAUUAAAGAUAAUGUCGGGUGGACUGCUUUGAUGUAUGCUAGUGGCAAUGGACACCACCAGGUUGUCAAACUCUUACUGAGUAAAGAUCCAGAUAUUAACAUUCAAAAUAAUGAUGGAUUGACUGCUUUGAUGGUUGCUAGCACCAAUGGACAUCACCAGGUUGUUGAACUAUUACUGAGUAAAGAUCCAGAUAUUAACAUUCGAAAUAAUGAUGGCGCCAGUGCAUUUAGCAUUUCUCUAAUUUUCUCAAAAUACUAUAUAACAAAAUUGCUUGCAUCAGUUGCUGACAUAGCUCUUGAUCAACAUGCUCCAUUUCUUGGCAAGGAAUGUUCUGGUAAUUAUAUUAAAAUAUUAGAGCUUUUCCUAGAUUCUCAUCCCAAUCAUAUUCACACUUUUGAUGGUAAGAAGCUUCAUUCAUUAGCAGUUGCAGCAGGAUUCAAUAAUUUUGAUGCAGUUGAAAUUUUAAUAAAGAAAUGUGACAUCACACCAGAACACAUUAUGAGUGCUUUUACUAUUGCAUGUUAUGAAGGUCAUUCUUCAAUGAUAAUUCUUAUUUCUGAGAAAAUAACAACUCUUUCAAGUAAUAAAAGAAAGUUAUUAGUAGCAGCUGCUAAAGGAGAUUUAGGAACAUUAACUAGCAUGAUUUCUGUUUAUGGUAUGAGUCCAGAUGCUCCACUAGUAGCUGGUAUUACUCCAUUAAUGAUAGGAGCUUCAUGUGGAAAUGCUAAAAUAGUAAAGGCACUAAUACAAGCUGGAGCUGAUGUUAACAAAAGAAAUGAUGAAGGACUGAAUGUACUGGAUAUAGUGGAUGAGAUUGAUUGGUAUGAUCGAUCUGAUAUUAAACAGAUGCUAAUGAUUACUGGCACUCCAGCUAAGAAACCAAUUCGUGCCACUAGAUCAAUCAAGACACUAUAUGGUAUAUUUGGUAUUAAUAAAGUUAAAUCAUUUAUAAAGAACAUCCGAACUGAAAGAGAUGAAGAUGAUGUCACUCCCGGCUGGCUAAUUGGUAGAGUCUGCUGAGAUUACAUAUUGGUACAUCAUGAUCCACCAUGUGCAUAUGUUUGCACUGCAUUAAAAUGGCAUCAUAGCAUUACUUCAUUAUUUUUGAUAUCGUCCACUUUGGCCUUCCAUAAUCUUCUGAAAUAACUAAUGCUGUAUGUACUGUAAUUAUGCUGACAUAUGCAUUAGUUAUUAUACAUUGUACAUUGUUUUUAACUCCAGAGAACAUCAAUAAUAAUAAUGUACUGUAUGCAGUUCAUGUACAUGCACU